AUGGACGGUAGAGUGAAGGACCUUCUUAGAAAAUCAUGCAGUGCGGGAGCCCCAUGGGAGGUCGCCGUGCAAGUCGUUUCUUCGCUUUUUCAAUCUAAAAACGGCAGUCACCACGACGUGUGUCUCAUUUACGCGGUGGUGGGGGAAUGCAUGCGCCUUUGUAUUAUGCACCAAAAAACAGCGGAUGCUCUUCGUAUAUACGAGUUAUUUAGCCGCUCUGGAUACGUGCUAGGCCAGAGCCGUCACGCUCGGCUGCGUUCUCUCCCCGUGCUAUUGAGUGUCGAGUCAUUACGGGGGCUGUCUGCUGAUGAGCUUGCUUUGGUGGCACUGCGCCAACACCCGCAUCGCGUCCAUCAAAGCAGAAUUGUGGCACAAAUGAUAGCGGCUGAGGAUGCAGACCCGGACGAUGUGCGCAACACACCGGUGAUGACAGAGAGGCCUCUGGCGUCAAAAGCACCACCCUUUCGCGAUGGUGUACAGACUUUUGUCAACAUGGACGGAGGGUUCGCGGAGACAUUUAACGUCCCGUUUUUGGGGGUGACUGAGGUGACGGAGGCCGAGCAGUUUCGUAUUCUUCUUCAACAGAACAUGCAACUCCUGCGCGAGACCCGGUACUUUCAGCAAAGGCUGGGGCUCCAUUAUCUUCUUUCGCAGAUGCGCCACGUCGUAGACAACAAGCGCCUUUCUUCAGAGGUAGAAAUGGUCCCACUUGUGCAUGUCGGUCGCGCGGUAUUGGAACACCCUUUUAUUUUUGCAAAGCCAUCUACCGAAACCGCACGUCAGCAACUUCUUUUCGAGGAGUUUGGUAGCCUGCCAGUCCACAAGGGCCUGAGCGAGGUACAGCAGGCGAAAUUGAUGGCACUUGAGACCACUGUGGAGCCUCUCAGGCCGUUAUGUAGGGAACCGUUGAAGUUUAUGGACUCAUUAGCCUCUUCGUGGGAUGCCUUGUUUGUGCGGCGGGCUGCCCUCACUUUGGUAUUGCCAAGGGAGGCUCAUGAUGUUCUCCCGCGCAGUAGGACCAGGGGUCGUGGUGGUGGCAGUAUUAAUGUUAGUGGUGGUGGCGGGGAUUGCGGGAGGGGCGAGCGACAUUUGGAAAACAGCUUAACCGCAUCAACGUGGACGGAUGCAUCUAGUGAGCUUUUUGGUGGCGUAGAGGUCCGUGAUGCGGCGUCACGUGUGGAGCUACUUAUCACCCGCCGGCUUCACCAUAACAUUGUUGUCCCUGACACAACGUUUCUCCUUCAAAACACGAAUCAGCUAUUACAGCUCGCAAGACAUCGGGAGGUGGUGAUUCCCCACUCCGUCUUUUUGGAUUUGGUGAAUUCUGCGUCGGAUGAUCAGGGCCGACGUCGUUUUCACUCUCGCCGUGUAUUGCUCUUGUUGAUGCAUGCAACAACAACCAAGAAAACGGUAAGGGACACUCAUGGCUCACUGGAUUCAUACUCUGUACACAUGAAGCGAAGUCAAGGUGGUGUUACACUUUUAGGACUUCAAGAUGAAGUGGUUCUUCUUGAGAAUAGUCACGAGAGGUUUUUUCUGGCCGAUGCACUUGCCGGACAGGAGCAGGAGGGGCCCAGCAUCGGCAGAUCCAGCCUCGCCAGUGUACUGGUAGCAAAGCAGUUGGGGAAGAUGGUGUCUUCAACGCCCGGUUACGUGACGUGUAGGGAUGCUUCAACAAAUGCAAGCGAAGUCGACCAUCUUGUGGCGGGUGUCAUUGCGUCCAUGAAGGAUGAGAGUGAAACACAGGGUGAUCAUGGGGCCCUGGUCUGCAUUCGUGGAAAGCCAGCGCCUUUGUUCAAAUCUCGUUCUCGUUCGUUCUGGGCCCGUACGCCUGUGGUGCUUGCAACCACAAGUGACGUUACCCGAAGGGUCGCUUUUAUGGUUGGUCUUCCGAUGUUUCCCCCGGUGAGUGCUGUUUAG
This is a messenger RNA of Trypanosoma cruzi, 1920 nucleotides long. RefSeq lists its product as uncharacterized. The coding region runs from base 1 to 1920 and encodes 639 amino acids. Lineage: Eukaryota; Euglenozoa; Kinetoplastea; Trypanosomatida; Trypanosomatidae. The transcript has a single exon. The record is from RefSeq and is a predicted model, not a curated record.